AUGGACGCAGCUGACCUGAACUUUGAAGAGACGGAUCACUGUGAAUUCGAUCCAAGUGAUAAACUAGAGAAUGACGAAAGUUCAAAACCAGCAGAAAAGGAACAGAAGAACCAUAACAGUACAAAUGACAACAGUGGUGAUGGCGAAGAUGGAACAUUAGAGUGCCCCGUGUGCCUUCAGUCUUGCAUCUAUCCAGUUCAGUUGCCUUGUCGUCACAUCUUUUGUUUCCUUUGUGUCAAAGGAGUUGCCAGUCGGAGCAAGCGGUGUGCACUGUGUAGGCAGCAAAUCCCGCCAGAUUUUUUUUGUCGACCGAAUCUGGUGCGACGUGACGACUUGGAGCAGCCUGUGACUUUUGAUGAUGGCUACAGCUGGUUUUAUGAAGGGGUCAACGGCUGGUGGCAGUAUGAUGAUCGUACCUCCAGGGAGCUGGAGACUCACCACAAGGCUGGACAUUCCUCGUGCGAGCUUCUCAUCGCAGGCUACGUCUACAUCAUUGACCUCACCAACAUGGUCCAGUCGCGUAGGAAUGACCGCACCAAGAAGCGAAGGGUCAAGCGUGACCUGCUGAAUCUUACAGGCCGAAAAGGUGUUGCAGGUUUGAAAAUAUCUUCAGAAUCUGUCAUGUCGGAUUCUGAUCGUCCUGGAGCAGACGGUCAUGAAAAUACCACAGGGCAGAGCACAUCUGUUCGUCAGUCAAUUCCUAUCCAACAAGCCGAUCGAUCAGGUGACCAUCAGUCACUGUCACCGCCUACACCUCACAACACUCCUCAAACUCCAAUGACCCCGUCAGAAAGUCCUCCAAGCUCUGCAACUACAGAACGUGAUCUGUCCGCUCACCUGGAGCGCUUACGACUCGUGGACAGUACCUCGAUUUCUCUCAGCCCUCUGACAGGAUCAAACAGCUCCAGCAGGGGCUACGACACACCUGAGCAGCUGAGCACAUCCAUGGAGGACGCCACUCGAUUGGAAAAUGUGCGGGCCAGUCUUCAGCAGCUGCAGUCUCAGACCGUUUCUAGGACUCGGCAGAGAGGUCCGGAUGAAACCGAUGAUUGUGAGACCAGCAUUGUGGAGGUGUGA
Messenger RNA from Candidula unifasciata, 1077 nucleotides. The record is from the annotation of a GenBank genome assembly. Lineage: Eukaryota; Metazoa; Mollusca; Gastropoda; Stylommatophora; Geomitridae.